Molecule: messenger RNA, 3235 nt
Organism: Momordica charantia (bitter melon)
Lineage: Eukaryota; Viridiplantae; Streptophyta; Magnoliopsida; Cucurbitales; Cucurbitaceae
Gene: SUVR2
Product: SET-domain containing protein lysine methyltransferase family protein
Cellular component (GO): nucleus
Molecular function (GO): zinc ion binding; histone methyltransferase activity; protein binding
Source: RefSeq, a predicted model, not a curated record
UUCCGGUGGCUUCACUUCCAGUGUUUCAAAGGCGGGCGAUUUUAACGCAGUGAACGUGAAACAAAGGCCUCCCUCCGUAUUCUUUCACAUUUUUGUUUCACUGGUCUGUAAAUUUUCCAUUUUAUUCUCCUCCUCGUUUUUCUCCACCAGGCCGCUCAAUUUCAAAAUUUUCUCUCCCUUUUCCUUCUCGCCCGCUUACUGAAUGCGCUGUUUCCUGUAGUCCAUUUCCCCAUUUUCGCUUCUUUCUUGCUGUUGCUUCCCCUACCAAAUGUGGGAAGAAACAACAAACCUUGGGACUCAAUUUCAAACUACUACUCAUUUUAAUCCCUCCUGCAUUUAUUUUUCAGCUCUUGCUCGUUUCUUGCCUUUUCUUUUGCUGUGUUCGCCUUCGCCCGAAUCAAUCUCCAACGUUUCGCGUCCCUCAUUUCAGUUUUCUUGAUUGGCAGUUCUAGCAAAUUUUCAAGAAGUAUCUGGAAGGAGAUAUGAUACAUACUGGUAGGAUGGAAGGAAACUUAUAAAUACUCUAUUGAAGAACGCAAGAGUCUUUUGUGGUCAGGGGCCUUAUUUGCUUUAAAUGUAGGCAGUUUUGUCUUCUAGGAGUGGACAAAAUAUGGCACCGAAUCCUAAGAUUUCAAAGGCUUUUCGUGCAAUGAAGGAUAUUGGGAUCAGUGAAGAUAAGACAAAACCAGUCUUAAAGAAACUUCUAAAAUUGUAUGACAGAAACUGGGAGCUUAUUGAAGAAGAGAACUAUAGAGUUCUUGCAGAUGCUAUAUUUGACGAGGAAGAUAGUAAGGUUAUGGAGGAAAAGAAAUGUCAGAAUACUCAGGUGGAGGAUUUUGGGGAAGAUGUUCAGGCGGCUGAUGAGCCAGAACGCCCUCUGAAAAGGUUGCGCUUAAGGGGCCAAGAAGCCCAAUUGGAUGGGAUGGCCUUAAAAAAGCCCAAAUUGGAAGAGGAUGGGCUUCCGGAAGCUUGUCCCCAACAGCACAUGCAGUUAAGUGUGCCUAAGAGAUCUGAGACUGAUCCAAGUCCUUCUCGCCGUGUAGAUAAAGGAAAGGAGCCUGUAUCACCAAACAUGGUUGCAAGAGUGAAAAAUUCUAACGUAGAUAGACCAUCCACUGCUGUGCGUAUUAAGGAACCAGCAGCUGAGUCAUGUGUUAAAAAUUCCAAAGUGAGGGCAUCUGGGGCUCUUUCAUUGCUCAAACCUAAAGAUGAGCCAUUUACGGAUGACAUAUUUACCAAUGAGUUGCCAAUUGCUGCGAUUCAUCCAGAUUCUUCAAGAAAAGAAGAUUGUUCUAUUGCAAACGUUUCAGUUAGGAAGCCAGAUGGUCAAGUUGCUCAAGUGUCGAAUCCUUUAGAUGGAAGUAACAAAGGUGAUGGUACGGGAACCUUAUCAUGUAAUACAGGCAGUGAGCUUGCAAUGGUCACGGAAGAAUUACAUCCUAACUUAGAGAUUGCAUCAUCACCCCUAGGAGAGGUAAAAAUUUCUUUGUGCUGCGACUCCACUUUUGGACGACCAGAUUUCCGUAUGCCUAGUCGUGAUGCAGUUAUUAAAUAUAUGGAGGAAAAAUGUCUGCAGUCAUAUAAAAUCAUUGACCCCACGUUUUCUGUUAUGAAACUGUUGAGUGAUAUGUGUGAGUGCUUCUUGGAAUUGGGAACUGAUUCUCCUGAUGACCAACAGGAAGGAUCAAUAAAUAGAAUACCACUUCUAGAUGUUAUGAAGAAUUCAGACCCAAUGGAUUCUUCAGGGACUGUUGCCAAUGAAGGAAAUUUGAAUCCAUCCACUUCCGUGAAUGAACCAGUCAGUAUAAUCUCUGAUAGAGUACUUCCGCAAGAUUCUAGUGUUUUACAAUCAUCAAGUAUUUCCAAUGACCAGACUAUCCACGAAACCUCUAAAAGCAGCAAGGAAAUUUCAAAUGGUCAUUCUGAAGAUGAAGCCAGGAAGGAAUUUGAUAAUCUUGAGGCUGCAGAUCCACAGAAUUUGAUGGUUGUUUCACAGUGUCAACAAGCUUCUGAUGAAUUAAGCUUCUCUCACGAUGUGGAUGAUAUAACCAAGGGAGAAGAAAGGGUUCAAGUCUCUUGGGUGAAUGAAAUUAGUAAAGAGCAUCCACCAUUAUUUCACUAUAUACCUUGCAGUCUUAUUUUCCAAAGUGCUUUUGUAAAUUUCUCUCUCUCUAUGAUUGGUAAUGAUAAUUGUUGCCAAUCUUGUUUUGGAAAUUGCCUUACAUCGUCUGUCCCUUGUGUUUGUGCACGGGAAACUGGGUCCAAGUAUGCAUACACAUCAGAAGGUCUUGUUAAGGAAGAUUUUUUGGAAGAGUGGAUCUCUCUUACUCGUGACCUUCGAGGAAACCAUCAGUUCUAUUGUAAAGAAUGUCCUCUUGAAAGGUCAAAGAAUGAUGAUUGUUUAGAACCUUGUAAAGGCCACUUAAAGAGGAAGCUAAUAAAAGAAUGUUGGAGUAAGUGUGGCUGCAAUAAGCAUUGUGGAAAUAGAGUGGUGCAGCGAGGCAUAACUUGCAAGUUGCAGGUAUUUUUUACUUCUGAAGGAAAAGGAUGGGGCCUUCGAACCCUUGAAGACUUACCUAAAGGCUCUUUUGUUUGUGAAUAUGCUGGAGAGAUAUUAACCAUCUCAGAGAUGUAUCAUAGAAAGGUGCAAAGCGCCAAUAAUGGGGAGCAUACCGACCCAGUUUUAUUAGAUGCUUUUUGGAAUUCAGAAGGGCCUUUAAAGGAUGAAAAAGCUCUCUGUUUGGAUGCAAAAAACUUUGGGAAUGUUGCCAGAUUUAUUAAUCACAGAUGCUUCGAUGCAAACUUGGUUGACGUUGCAGUUGAGAUAGAGACUCCAAUUCAUCAUUAUUAUCAUCUUGCCUUAUUCACUACAAGAAAAAUAGAUGCCAUGGAAGAGCUAACUUGGGAUCUAAAUCAAGAUGAAGUGGGAUUCGGGACUAAUAUCUACUUUUUGAUGUCAUGGCCUUUUCUUGCAAGAUGAAGUUAUUAGGAAAUAUUGAAACCACAAUGAAUUUGCUUCAGCUCCUGGCUAAUGUCUAAUUUUGUUGUAACUGUACUUCAGCUGGCUCAUGCUUUUUGGCUGCUAGUUUAUACGUAUUACCUCAAUGAUGGAUCUCUCAUCUCUGACCGUUCUAUUUCUAUCUAGUGUUGUGUUGCAAGUUUUGAAGAUUGUAAUUUAUCUGAUGUGGUUACUUUUGUUGGGAAGGGGAAUCAAGUUUUUGUAUGUUCUGCCUAA